CGGGCCCUUUGGGGCGGAAGUCGCAGUGCAUUGUGGGUUCGCCGGGAGCCGCGGAGUCGAACCUGAAUGAAAGUGGCGCGCCGCUGAGGACCCGGGUAGAGCUGCUGCCGUUGGGGUCCGGGCUGGUUUGCUGUGGAGCUAUCGGCGAGGCGGCACAGACAUGGCUUACAACAAGAUCCCGCCGCGGUGGCUGAACUGUCCGCGGCGCGGUCAGCCGGUGGCAGGAAGAUUCUUACCUCUGAAGACGAUGCUGGGGCCAAGAUAUGAUAGUCAAGUUGCUGAAGAAAACCGGUUCCAUCCCAGUAUGCUCUCAAAUUAUCUAAAGAGCCUGAAGGUUAAAAUGAGCUUGUUGGUGGAUCUGACAAAUACUUCAAGGUUCUAUGACAGAAAUGACAUAGAAAAAGAAGGAAUCAAGUAUAUCAAACUUCAGUGUAAAGGACAUGGCGAAUGCCCCACCACUGAGAAUACUGAGACAUUCAUUCGCCUGUGUGAGAGGUUUAAUGAAAGAAGCCCACCUGAACUUAUAGGUGUUCACUGCACCCAUGGCUUCAACCGUACUGGUUUCCUUAUAUGUGCCUUUUUGGUGGAAAAAAUGGAUUGGAGUAUUGAAGCAGCAGUUGCUACAUUUGCCCAAGCCAGACCACCAGGAAUCUACAAGGGUGAUUAUUUGAAGGAACUUUUUCGUCGCUAUGGAGAUAUAGAAGAAGCACCACCACCACCUGUAUUGCCAGAUUGGUGUUUUGAAGAUGAGGAUGAAGAAGAUGAGGAUGAAGAUGGAAAAAAGGACUCAGAACCAGGGUCAAGUGCAUCCUUUAGUAAAAGGAGAAAAGAGCGGUUAAAACUGGGAGCUAUUUUCUUGGAAGGCAUAACUGUUAAAGGUGUAACUCAAGUAACAACUCAACCCAAGUUAGGAGAGGUGCAGCAGAAAUGUCAUCAGUUCUGUGGCUGGGAAGGGUCUGGGUUCCCUGGAGCACAGCCUGUCUCCAUGGACAAGCAAAAUAUUAGACUUUUAGAGCAGAAGCCUUAUAAAGUAAGCUGGAAAGCAGACGGCACUCGUUACAUGAUGUUGAUUGAUGGCACAAAUGAAGUUUUUAUGAUUGACAGAGAUAAUUCCGUUUUUCAUGUUUCAAAUCUGGAAUUUCCAUUUCGUAAAGAUCUUCGCAUGCAUUUAUCAAAUACUCUUUUGGAUGGGGAAAUGAUCAUUGACAAAGUAAAUGGACAGGCCGUCCCAAGAUAUUUGAUCUAUGACAUAAUUAAGUUCAAUGCACAACCAGUUGGAGACUGUGAUUUUAAUAUUCGUCUACAGUGUAUUGAACGUGAAAUUAUAAGUCCACGACAUGAAAAAAUGAAGACUGGACUCAUUGACAAAACACAGGAACCAUUUAGUGUCAGACCUAAACAAUUUUUUGACAUCAAUAUUUCAAGAAAGCUUCUGGAAGGAAAUUUUGCCAAAGAAGUCAGCCAUGAAAUGGAUGGACUUAUUUUUCAGCCUAUUGGAAAAUACAAGCCUGGUCGAUGUGAUGACAUUUUGAAAUGGAAACCUCCCAGUCUAAACUCUGUGGAUUUUCGACUUAAGAUAACAAGAAUGGGAGGAGAAGGGUUGCUUCCACAGAAUGUUGGCCUUCUCUAUGUUGGAGGUUAUGAAAGACCCUUUGCACAAAUCAAGAGGCUAGAAGAGCUCACUGGAGUUGAAGUUACAGACAAUUGUGGGUGCUAGAAACGGAACUCAGCAAACACUCUCAACCACUGAGUCAUCCAUCUCUCAAGGCACGUGUGAAAGUAUUUAGUAUGUACCUUUAUUUUUAUAGUUUUUAGUUUUUAUUUCAUUUUACUUUUGUAUUUGUAUGUGAAUGGUUUGUGUGCUUGUAUGUGUGCAUGUUUGCAUUCAUGUGGGUUUACAAGUAUGCAGGCACACAUGUAUGUGUGUGCAUAUAGAGGGCCAAGCAACCAGGUGUUUUUUUCAGUCACUCUCCACCUUAAAUACUAAGACAGAGUCUCUUGCUAAACCCAAAACUCACUGAUUCGGCUGGUCUGGCUGGCCACUUUGUUCUGGAAGUUCUUUGUAUCUGCUUUCUGUGCACUGGGGCUACAAGCUGCUACACCUACCUGCUUUCUAUGUGGGUUUUAGGAAUCAGGUUCCUUAAACUUGCAUGGUGAGUGCUUUACCUGCAGAGCCAUCUAUAUUCGGCCUUUCUUCGUAACUCUUACAGUAAGCCUUUAUAUUGAUUUUUCCUUUGUUACAUAUUAGAAAUUUUAUUUUUAAACAAAGUCUGCUAUAAUUUAUAUGUUUAAUUUGUAGUAUAAUUUCUGACUGUUGCUCUAUACUUUAAUAAAGCAACUUGAAUGCUCUGAAGCCAGAUACUGCCUAGAAAAAUGUCCUACAAUGACCUUUUAUGGUUACAGAUUUGAUGCCAGCUGUCAUUUUUUUAAGGUCAAAUUCUUGCAAUUUUUUUCUUGCUGCUUCAGUUUUUUUCCUUGCAAAUAAUGCAAGAAGUGCUAAUGUUUGUAAAACCUAUAACCGUGAUCUAAGUGUGUGCAUACAACCCCCACCUCCCAACAUAUGCUCCAUGAGCUUAAAGAUACUGUUGUACCUAUCUGUAGAAGUAUUUAAUACUUUGACUCAUUGACACUGAAUUUCUGUUUUUCUUAAUUCUUUUUUAUUUUAUAUGUGUAAAUGCUUUGCCUGCUUAUAUGAGUGUGCACCCCAUGCGUGCAGUGCUUGUGGAGGACAGAAAGAGUAGCCGACCCCUGGAACUAGAGUUACUGGUAGUUUUAUACUGAAUCUCAUGUUGAGUAAGUAUGAGUGGGCCACUGUUUUGUUUUCUUUUCUUUUCUGUUUGUUUGGUUUUAUUUUCUUGGUGUUUAAAAUGGAAAUCAAAAAAAUCUUCUGUAUAUAUAUUUUUUCUACAUAAAUUUGAGUAUAGAAUAACUCAGAAAAUAUUAGGAAAACACACAACAAGCUUUGUUGUCCCUAGUAUUUUACCAAAUUUUAUAAAGAUUAUUUACUGUAUUUCAGAUUGUACAUCUUUAAAAUAAAUAGUAUCUAGGUGUGACAGUACAAACCUUUAAUCACAGCACUCAAGAGUAGAGGCAAGAAGAUAAGUAAUUCAAGACCAGUCUGGGUUAUAUGAGAUCAUGUCUUAAAAUCAUCACCAUAACAGCAGUCAAAGAAAAGGCACAGACAAAAAGUUGCAAAGCAUGAACUAACAUAGUAUUUCUAAAGGGUGAUGCCCAGUGAACAUUUACUUUAAAAAAACGAACAAACAGGUGGGGCGUGGUGGCGCACGCCUUUAAUCCCAGCACUUGGGAGGCAGAGGCAGGCGGAUUUCUUCGUUCGAGGCCAGCCUGGUCUACAAAGUGAGUUCCAGGAUAGCCAGGGCUACACAGAGAAACCCUGUCUCCAAAAACCAAAAACCAAAAAACAAAACAAAACAAAAAAACCAAAAAAACAAAUGAACAAACAAACUGAUUCCUGAUUUUAAUAUAAUUUGGUUUACUCUGGAGUUUUUUAUAUUCUCUUCCUCAAACUGUCUCAGUAAUUGAAAGAGAUCAGAAAGAUACUAUAAAGUUGCUCUUCAGCUCUAUGUCUGCAUUUGGAUCUGUGGAAUGCUGGAAGUUACUCCGAAUUAGGUGAGGGUUUGCUCAUUUGCUUAAUUGUUUGGUUGGGUUUUGUACAUGUUUAGGAGAGAGGAUGUGGACCCAUGUGUGGAGGUUAGAGGAAUUGGUUCUCUCCUUCCACCAUGUGGGUUCCAGGGAUGGAACUCAGGUAGUCAGACUUUGUAGCAAGUACCUUUACCUUCUGAGCAAUUUUGACAACUGCUAAAACAUGGUUUUUAUUAAACCAAAACUUACUUUUCUAUUGCUGUGGAGAGAUACUAUAACCAAGGCAACUUAUAAAAGAAAGCAUGUAAUUGAGAGCUUGCUUAAAGCUUCAGAGGCUGAGUCCAGGACCAGCAUGGCUGCAGGCAGGCAAGAAUGGCCCUGGAGCAGUAGCUGACACCUGACACUUGGUCCACAACCAGAAGGUGGGGAGAGGGAAGGGUGACUGGGCCUGACUUAAGGCAUGCCACCCCCAGUGACACGUCUCAUCCUUCAACAGUGCUCCCCCUUUGAAUCCUAACCACCCAGGGACCACACAUUCAUAUAUAUGACCCUAUACGGACCAUUGUUAUUCAAACCACCACAAAAUCCAAAACCGUUUAUUUAUGAUUACAGUAGCAGUCCUGUUUUCUGUGUUCAUCUAUAAUCUAAAUGUACUAAAUAAAAAUUUCCAGAGUAACUUUCAAAUAAUAAAGCAUGCUGUUGUAAUUAUCUUGCCAUUGUUAUAGCUAAUUACUUUAUAUAUUUAAUUUAUGAAUUAUAUAUUAUAAUAAUGCUGUUGUUUGUAUCUUGAGUGUUUCUCUAAAGCACGGGCAUGGGUUGAAGGCUUGAUUUUAGCCUGGGAUGCCUGUAGAAGAUCUUUGAAACUUUGAAGAGGUAGAGAUUAGUGGGAGGGAAUUAGGUCCUGCCCUUGAAAGGAUACUUGAUUCAAACCCUCCUGCCUUUCCUUUUCACCUUCCCUGAGGUAAACAGGCUUUUCUUUGUUGUAUUCUCUGACCAUAAUGUUGCACUACCACAAGCCCAAAAUAAAGCCAAGUGACCAUGAACUGAAAUCUCCAAGACCAUGAACCAAAGUGAACUCUCUCUCUUCUAAGUUGAUUUUCUCAGGUGUAUUGUUAUAAUAAUAGGAAGGCAUCUUCUAGGACUCUUAGAACAUCCUCCAUAGAUACAGAGAGACUGUGCUAUACUGGGAUUUAUUGACAUAUAGGAAGUGUUUAUAUUUGACUUAAGGAUUUAUGAAGCAAAAAAUGAGUAGGUCAAAUAAAUAUAAAUGUGUUGACAGUUCUGUUCGGAUAACAGAAUCAGGCUAGAAAUCACAAGUCAUAAAUUUAUAAAUUUGGAAAAUUUAAAAAUUCUAUGAAUAAGAGCUUUGCAUUAGGAGGAAGGAAAAUUGAUACCUUUGGGGCUUAGAAUGCAAUUCAGUUUAGUAUAGUGCUUUCCUAAAAUAAUACCAUAAAACCUUGGGUUCAGUCUCCAAACACUGCAUAAAUCAGGCUUGAUGGUGUACACCUAUAGCAGUCCCAGAAGUUGGAAGGUGGAUGGGACGAUCUGAAAACCUAGGUCGUUCUCGAUUAUAUAAGCUUAAGGCCAGCUUGGGCUAUAUGAAAAUUGCCGUUAAAGCUAGAAGAGGGAAGCCAAGAUUGAAGCCUUUUCUAAUUAGAUAACUAGCUCUUGAAUUAUAUAAUUGUUUGGCCUGAUGGUAAUAUCCUCUUCUCGGGAGAAGCUUGAUAUAGUUUGCCAAAUAUCUAUGUAUUAGUUAGCAAUAAUAAGUUAGAAUUAUUCUAAAAGCAGUAUUCAUAUGCCACGUAAUCAGAAUUAAAUCUAAGUAAAAUUUAUAUGAGGUUGAACUAAAGUGGCUUUUCUAAAAGAACUAUGUUAACUCAAAGGUACUUGAGAGAAUAUGUUAAUCAAAUAGAGAUAUUAAGUCAAGUUCUAGUCUAGCCCUUUCUACUUGUCACGAGGUCAGGUAUCACAGAUAGCCUUGACCACUAUCCAUGCGUCCAUGCAUCCAUGCAGGGUCUCAUAUAAUCUAGGUUGUCCUUAUACUCUUUAUGUAGAAUCAAGGAUGACCUUUAGGUUCUCCUGCUUUCACAUUCUGAAUCAUGGAAUAAGGCUUGUGCUACCACUCCUCAUUUAAUAUAGUGCUAGGGAUCAAACCCAGGGAUUUUUCAUGCCAACUUAGCUACACCCCAGACCUAAAAUUUGUCUCUUUCUGACAAAAAUACACUCUACUCCCCUGAUACUUAACUUCUACCUUCUGGCAAUGGAAGCUUCUUUGAUUCAUCAGAAUGAGUCAGGUAGUUGUACAAUAGUAGGAGCUGAAGAAGUAUUUAUUAUAUAAAUAUUUGAUCUUUAUCUUCUAAAAAGAAUAUGCCCCAAUUUCUCAACCAUGGAAGAUUGAAUCAUUUUCAGAUAAAAAAAUACUUAGUAGAAAUCACUAGUAAUAAACCUACAGAUAUAGAUAUGCCCAUUAAAAAUAAUCACCUACUUCCAAAUAAUCAGAUCAAAGCAUGCGCUAUAAAGUUUGAUAUCGAGGAGAAGGCUACAUGACUCAUACUCUCAAAGAUGAGGGUGCUUUUGUGAGUCUCAUUUUCUGAUUGCACAGGCAGUUGCCUUAUAUUGUAUUCAUUAAAGCACUGAAAUAUGUUCAUCUUCUAUCAAGUCUUGGGAAUGGCUGAGAAAUGAAAAUGAUUUCUGUUCUUGCCACAUCCUCACUUGCAAGGUUUUAUUCACCUAAAAUUUGGGAUUAUUUUCAUCUACAUAUCAGCUAUGGGCUUUCUAAAAGCUCUAGCUUUGGCAUUAUACUCAAAUACUUUUAAACACACGUAGGAGCACCACACACACUCUCUACUCCAUCUGCAAAUAGAAAACCAUACACGUGAGUCAGUACCCCUAUGUGUUUAUCUCCUGUUACUGUAGACAUUUUGUAGAUUCUGGAUGAAAAUAGAAAGGUGGGAAGAAUGAUUUCAGAAACCACUAUUCAAGCUUGGCCUCAGCCCCCUAACUAUACUCGUUAGCCCCUUUGCAGGUCUCCUGUAUUCCAUCCCAUGUCUUGUUUGCAGCAGAGUGUUGUAACAUGCAUGUGUCACCUCCACACUUGAGGAGCUGAGGUAGAAGGACCAGGAAUUCUAGUCCAGCCUGAACUACACAACAAAACCUUGUCUCAACAAAACACCAUAAAGCGUACAUGUGUACUCACUUGGCUAGUGCAGCUCUCUGUUAUAAAGGUAUGAGAACUGUUGGCUGGCUCUGAUAGCACAGCAUCUCUAGUCUUCCCAGAGAGCCAAGGUGGAGCGAUUGCCCUGAGUCUAAAUAGGCUGGGCAGUGUAGUGAGGCUUGUGUCAGUAUCAGAAUUUUGAUAGGUGUCACAUUAAGUCUGUAGAUUAUAUUUGGUACUGUAGCUCUGCACUUACUAAUUUUGCCGAUUCAGAAGCACAGAAGGUCUUUUCAUAGCAUCUUGGGGGUUUUCUUUUUCAAUGUUUUGAAGUUUUCAUUGUAGAGGUCUUUCUUAUCUUUGGAUACUCACACACACACACACACACACACACACUUAACUUUUUGGUGAUUCUUUUGGAAUCAUGUACUCCAAGCCCAUUUUUCCCUCUCCUUCUAUAUCUACCCUCCAUCCUUGUAACCUCCUUCCUCCCAAAGAAAACAAAAAAUAAAACAAAUCCAAAUGUCCACUGAAAACUCUGGCAGUGACUGUGUCAUGGUGUGUAUACUCUUUUGCUCACACAGCUUGACUUGCAAAUGUUUACUGCCUUGAGUCACUGGUCUGGCUUGAGACCACUGUCUUCAACUACACUAUCAAUACUGAAUCCUCACCAGGACUCCUCUCAGAUAGUCUGUUGUUCCCCUGUAUCAGAGAUCCUGCAGCUUUGGAUCUUCACGUAGGCAUGAAUGCACGCACGUUCCAGUGGGAUAGAUAGAUACUGGGAUGGGUCAACUCAAAAGUCCUGAAUAUGGGUGGUAGCUGGGUUUGGAUAGUAGCUGAGUUGGUCUGCCUGCCAGCUUUUGUGGGCCUGUGCCACCAAGGCCGGCUCUCCUGCUUUGCCCAGGCCACAGGUCUGCACUCACAUCCUCAGGGCCAGCUCUCUUGCACCCACAACACCAAAGCCAGCUCUAACUGUUAUUGCCCAGGCAGCAGCCAGAACAGGGAAGUCGACACAGCCUUUGUUGGUAAUAUGGGUCACAGACAUGGACGCAGACCCUUGCUGCUGCAGGGCCACUGACCCAGAUGUGACUCUUUGUGACAGCCCAGGCUGAGACAUUACCAUGGCAGAACAGGCUACUCACAUCAGGCUGUUCCUUACCACCCUUGUAUCUCCAGUUCUGCUUCUCUUCAUAAUGCAAAGCCAUUGUGCCGCUCUUCCUGUCCUGCUUCUCUACCACAUGCUUGCUCACUGUAGUCGUGCCUGCCCUGCUGUGCUGUAAAGCAGCAGGCAGAAACCUCCAGGGAUAUUACAUAUGUUCUUAAUACAUAAUUACUUGAAGUUAAAAACUUAAUGUGUUUGGCCUGCAUAUAUGUCUGUGUACCAUGUGUGUGAAAUGUCUUCAAAGGCCAGAGAGAGUAUUGGGUCUUCUGGGACUGAGGUUACAGACAGUUGUGAGCUACCGUGUGAAUGCCAGCAGUCAAAUCAGGUCUUUUGGAAGAACAAUCUGCUCUCUUAACUCUUGAGCCAUCUCUUCAGCUCCUGGAUUUAUUUUGAAUUGGUAUCUCUCUUUAUUUCUCUGGUAGUAGAUUGUUGAUGUAUAUCAAGGCUAAUAUAAUAUGUAUGCAUGUGUAUAUAUAGUAUCCUGCAACUUUAAUGUAUUUAUUAAGUCCAAUUUUGUAGUAGAUUGUAUAGUGGUUUUAAAACAAAGGAUCAUGUCAUCAACAAAUAGGGAUAUUGUAACUUCUUACUUUUCUCCCUUCCACCCCUUUCUCUUGUCUAGUUCUUAGAGAUAAGACAUUGAGCACUAUAUCACGGCAGAGAGAGCAUAGUGAGGACCCUUCCGUCAUUCCUGACCCUAGAAUAAAUGCUCGAGUAGUUGGCCUCUACUUAAUAUAAUGUUGGCUACAGGUUUAUUGUAUAUAGUUUUUCUUAUUUUGAUGUAUAACAUCACCAGAACUUUUAUAAUGAAGGCUUGUUGAGCUUUGCCAAAUACCUUUCCAGCAUCCAUCAAGAUGGGUAUACUGUUUAUGUCCCUAAGCUUAUUUAUAUGGUGUGCUAAAUGUAUUGCAUUGCAUAUGUUGAGCUAACCUUGCUUCUGGGGUGGAGCUUACUUACUUGGUCAUAAUGUGUAAUCUUAAAGUGUUCCUGAAUUUAGUUUGCAAAAAUUUUGUUGAAAACUUGUUCAUCUAUGUUUAUCAACGAAUUAGUCUGUAGUUUUUUUUCUUUUUUUUCUUUUCUUUUCCUCUUUCUUUCUUUCUUUCUCUCUCUCUCUCUUUCUUUCUUUCUUUCUUUCCUUCUUUCUUUCUUUCUUUCUUUCUUUCUUUCUUUCUUUCUUUCUUUUUUUUGUAGAGUUUUGCUAUAAGAAUAGAAUAAUACUGGGUUCUCAGAAUGAAUUUGGUAAUAUUCCUUUAUUUUCUGUUUUAUAAAACAACAUAGGAAGAAUUUGGCUGAGUUCUUCCUUGAAAAGUUGAUGGAAUUCACCAGUUAACCCAUCUGGUCUUGUUCCUUUCUCUGAGGGGAGGCUUUUGAUUACAGCUUUGAUGCCAUUACUUAUAAUAGGUCUGUUUAUUUCUAUCUUCUGGGUUUAAUUUUAGUAGAUGAUAAUGCAUUUAGAAAUUCUUCUAUUUCUGCUGGGUUACCCAGCCUUAUAGAAUAUAACUUUUCAUAGUAAACCUUAAUAAUAUUCUGUGUUUCAUUCAAGUCUGUUGUGAGUACACUCCUUUGAUUCCUAAUAUCGAUUGCACAUAGAGCAGUGGUUCUCAGCCUUCCUUAUGCUGCAACCCCUUAGUACAGUUCUUCAUGUUCUGGUGACCCCCAAUCAUAAAAUUACUUCAUUGCUACUUCAUAAUUGUAAUUUUGCUACUGUUAUGAAUUGUGAUGCAAAUAUCUGAUUGGUGGCCCCCAAAGGGGUCAUGACUUACUGGCUAAGAACUGCUCACCUAGAGUUUUAGGUCAGCCAAGGCUACAUAGUGAAACCCUGUCUUUAAACAAAACAAAACAAGUAAGUAAAUAAAUAAAUAAGCAGACAAACUAGCUUGUAAGAGGUGUGCCUGUAGUAGGUUGGGAUAUGUGUGUAUGUAUACACAUAUGUGUGUGUGUGUGUGUGUGUAUGUAUAGUGGUGGCGUUAGUAUGCUUGGCCCAUGGGAAGUGGCACUAUUAGAAGGUGUAGCUUUGUUGGAAUAAAUGUGUCACUAUGAUGGUGGGCUUUGAGGUCUCCUUGUGCUCAAUUUCUACGCAGUGCAGAAGAGACACCCUCCAAGCUGCCUGCAGAAGACAGUCUCCUUCUGCCUGCCCAGAUCAAGAUACAAAAUUCUUAGCUCCUUCUCCAACACCAUAGCUCCCAUGACACUUCCCUGCUUCCUGUCGUUGAUAGUGGACUGAACCUCUGAAACUGGAAGCCAGCCCAAAUACAUUCCUUUAUAAGAGUUGUCUUGGUCAUGGUGUCUCUUCAUAGCAAUAGAAACCUACAUAGUACAUAGACAUAUAUUCAUGUACAAACAGAUUAGAAAACCCAGAUUAAGUGUUUGUUUCUAGCAAAACACUUUGAAAGUUUAGCCUUCUAUUUACUAAGAAAGUUCCUGUAGUCCAUUCUAGAGUUAGUACCCUUAAAUGCCAGCAGUCUAGACCCAAAGAAGUCUAAUGCUCUGUAAUCUUUGUGGACACUUUUUAGACACUUUGUAAACCUUAGUGAUUUCCAUCUUAAACAGUUGGUGUACGUGAGCUUUCAUGCUCGUUCCCAGCCAGGAUUCAAGCCUUGGUCCUCCCUCAAUGGCAGCUAGCUAUAAAACAUAGAGUUCUGUGGAGAAAUAAACCCUCUUGAUCCCAGAGCAUUUUCAUUGUUUUGCUGCUUUUUCUUAAAGCCUGAAACAAAAUUCUUAUGUAUGUAUAUGUAGAAGGAGUACUGCCACCUGACCCUGAUUCUUGGGGUUUGUGUCUCUCCCCCGCAAGUGCACGCAGUUUCAUGGGAACUGAGUAAACAGUAGGCAUAGGAGCUUUGGCCUGGUAUGUUAGUGGUUGUUGGGGGAAAGAGUAGCUGUUGGUAACAGCUCUAGGAAGGACAGGGUUACCUCUCCUGCUGGUGCCCAAGGUGAGAAAAGCAGGAGCCUUUUGGAGAACCUGGGUUUCUGGAGCUGAUCCCUCAUUCCUUUGUGCCACUCUAAGUACCAGUGAUUAUAUAAAGCACCAAGGCACUUCCUGCAUUUUGAUUGAAAGGCUGCCUAAAAAGAAAACCCUGCCAUUCUAUAAGCAGCAACUAGUUCUUUGAGUACUUGGAGUCUGAUUUCUGUGCAAGUAGCAAAUAAACAAAACUAAGCAAAUUAGUACAUGCUACAAAGUGAAAAUCCUCCCAGAGCUCUCACUGUGGCCAUAGGAGAGAGCUGCUGACAGCCCCAUUUGGGGCAUUGUUAGGCAGCUCUGUUGACACAUGAAUCCAUUGCAUGUGAUUACCAUAAAAUUGUGGCCUGGAAAUUGAGCAGCCAUGGUGCUGCAUUUCAGACUUAACAUUUCUAAUAAGCUGUAAUAAGGAGACAUUUAAAAUGGAUGUAAGAAUAGCCAUUACUUGCAGUCCCAGAUGUAUGGUCAAUUGAAGUGUUUUUGAAUCUCAAUUUAACAAUGCAAACAAAUUCCCUAUCAUUAUUAACAUAAUUGUUCCCACUCUUGGAUCUUGAUUUUGAAAAAAAAAGAGUAAUUUAAGAUAAAGAACAAGUUGCUAAAAGAACAAAACGAGCAAAAAGAAAUGUAACUUGAGUUAUAGUCUUGAUGAGAGAGGAGAAGGGAGGAGAGAGAUUGCAACUGCUCCGUCACUUCCUGAAUAGCCAGGCCAUUGCUCUCCUGUUGGAUACAGGUAGUUUUCCUGCACGAUUAACUGGGUAGUAAGUAGAAUUCAGCUCUUUGCUGCCAUAGCAGGCUAAGUCUGUCUGUACGUCAUUCCUAUGCUAGUGACCAUCAGGUUGUAAGUCCUAGAAGAUCUUCCUGCUGCCUUUUUAUGCUAAGAUAGUGAGUCUGUGUUGGGGCUAUGUGUGCGGGGGCAGGGGGGAUGAUUAAGACAGACACAAUCCCAUAGCAGAACUAAUAGAUUUCUCAAGAAAGCUAUAUUAGUAAUAUCGUUUUUUAAGGUUUAUUUUUGUUUCAGUGUAUGAAUAUGUGUGUAUAUCUAUGUAAAGGCAUGCUGUGAGAUGCCCAUGAGGCCAGAUAAGGGCAUUAGAUUGCUUGGAGCCAGAGUUCCAGGAGGAUGUGAGCCACCUAAGGUGAGUGCUGCAAAAUGGACUUGGGUACUCAGAAA
Molecule: messenger RNA, 12037 nt
Organism: Mus musculus (house mouse)
Lineage: Eukaryota; Metazoa; Chordata; Mammalia; Rodentia; Muridae
Gene: Rngtt
Product: RNA guanylyltransferase and 5'-phosphatase
Exons: 15
Coding region: 161-1717 (518 amino acids)
Biological process (GO): 7-methylguanosine mRNA capping; RNA processing
Cellular component (GO): nucleus
Molecular function (GO): RNA guanylyltransferase activity; mRNA guanylyltransferase activity; catalytic activity
Source: RefSeq, a predicted model, not a curated record